GCGGGGAGUGCUCGGCCGCCCCCGCGGCGGGGCCGGAGCCCGGCGGGGCAGAACCCGGGGAGCGCCGGUGCUGCCGCUCUGCCCCGGCGCGGUGCAUGCGAAGAAGAGAAGACCUGGAGAAGAAAGUGCUGUAAGGACAUGUGACAUGCCAAGAAAUAUGGGAUAUCCUGUCACUCAUCUUAUGCCUGGUGUGGACUUGGGCAGGAUCACUGAGGAUUCAGCUGCAUAGCUCUGUCAUGGCUGCACAGCUCCCUUGAGACCAGCCUAAUUCUGCUGGAAGGACUUAAAAUGAAGGUGUGAAGUAAACCACUGUCUGCAAGGCCCCUGGCCUUAUAAGUGCUUUCUGUGCCCAUGCUGGUACAGACAACCAAGGGCUGCUUUUCUGCUCGGAAAGACUGGGAUGUAAACGAGCUGCUGUUUUGAUGCAGCUUCCAUGUGGAGAUCUCCACGGACUGCCCUGUGACCCUGAGACCUCAGCUGGAUGCUUCUCUUCUCCUUCUUGCCUUACCUCAACACCUUAAGACAUCUCUUUCAAAAUCAUUUGUCAUUUGAGCUCUACUGUGUGACAGAUGCAGGGGUUCUAAUCCAGGAUGAAUGAAUGCUACUAUGAUAAGCGCAUGGACUUCUUCUAUAACAAGACAAAGACGGACACAGCAGAUGAGUGGACAGGGCCACAGCUCAUUGUUGUUCUGUGUUUUGGGACGUUUUUCUGCCUCUUCAUUUUUAUUUCAAAUUCAUUGGUCAUAGCAGCUGUGGUCAAGAACAAGAGGUUUCAUUUUCCCUUUUACUAUCUUUUGGCCAACUUAGCUGCUGCAGACUUCUUUGCUGGAAUUGCCUAUGUCUUCUUGAUGUUCAACACUGGCCCAGUGUCCAAGACAUUAACUGUUAACCGCUGGUUUUUGCGUCAGGGUCUCCUAGACACCAGCCUGACGGCUUCCCUGGUGAAUCUCCUCGUCAUAGCUGUUGAGCGGCACAUGUCAAUAAUGCGGAUGAAGAUCCACAGUAACCUCACAAAGAAGAGAGUCACCUUUUUAAUUAUAUCAAUUUGGGCCAUUGCUAUUUUCAUGGGUGCUGUUCCUACCCUGGGUUGGAACUGCCUCUGUGACAUUACUGUCUGCUCAUCCCUGGCACCUAUUUACAGCAGAAGUUACCUGGUAUUCUGGAGUGUCUUAAACCUGGUUGUCUUCUUCAUUAUGGUGGUGGUUUACAUAAGAAUCUACAUGUACGUCCAGAGGAAGACUAAUGUUUUGUCAUCACACACUAGUGGAUCCAUUAGCCGUAGGAGAACCCCUGUGAAGCUCAUGAAGACUGUCAUGACUGUCUUAGGUGCCUUUGUUGUCUGCUGGACGCCUGGCCUGGUCGUCUUACUGCUUGAUGGUCUGAACUGUACCUACUGUGGGAUUCAGAAUGUUAAAAGAUGGUUUCUUCUCCUGGCCCUGUUGAACUCUGUCAUGAACCCAAUAAUUUAUUCAUACAAAGAUGAUGAGAUGUGGGCUACCAUGAAAAGGAUGAUUUUCUGCUCCUCUGAGGAUAAGAGUCAGGACAGACGCUCAUCUCGGAUCCCCUCAACAGUUCUCUGCAGGAGCACGGAUACCUCAGGGCACUACAUUGAAGAUGGCAUUAUUCAAGGAACAAUCUGUGGAAAAGGAGAUCUUGGUAACAAAGGAAACUCCUGAGCUAUGCAAAGAACUGACUUGGCUGCAAAAGGAGAGGGGGAAGGGAGAGGCUUUGUAAGAGAAGAUUGACUGGCAAAGCUAGUAAACAAUAUAUCCACUUUGUUCCAGAGCCUCAACUCCAGUGUUAACAAAAGUUCUUAUAAAUAAUUGCCUGAUGGAAAAACACUUUGUAAUGAAGAAAACUUUCUGUGCUGCCAUCUUUCUCCUUUUUUUCUUUUAAGUACAUGAAAUUGUUUUUUCAUGUGAACGGAAUAAAUACCUCUCUGAGACUUCUUGUGCAUGGAAGCAAAAUGUAAGCAAUGUACUAAGACCCUCCUUAAGCUCCUACGGAGAAAAUAAACCUGCCUGACUGUGCAGGUUUGGCAUUCAUUGAGUAUUUAUGCUUUGAACAGUUUCUGUGCAUCUUGAGAAGGAUUGUAGGCUUGGUUGGACAGAAUCGUGACCUGUUUUCUUGGUUUAUGAAGUUCAUGAAAUAGUUCAUGCUUACGUCCGUCUUCUUCCUCCAUAUCUUGCUUUCAAAAUAGGUACUUUGAUGGUUUAUUAAGGCUAUGCCAGAAACCUGGCUGUGAUGGGAUAGCCAGACCAGACAUCAGAGUGUGUGAGUAUGUCUGACCGUGGAUUGUCAGGAUCUGAGAGUACAGAAAGCACAAAAGCCAUUAUUACUUCCGUAGUGGGGUGAGUGCUGCAAGGGGAGACAUUGCACUCUCUGCUGCUGUUGUGUAGGCAGGUGUUGAGGGUGGAUUAACAGAAAAGCAGUGAGGCUCAUUAUGCUCAUUUCUUACUUCCUCAGAUAAUAUCAAAUGGGUGUGCUCACUCUUCUUUACCUGCUGUGCCGCUGAGAGAAAUGAGAUCCAAAACUCUGUUUUACUAGGGUGAACUUUUAAGGGAAGUUUAAAUACACAUAUAUACAGGUUCAAUCAACUACUUAAAAUAGAAAUUAAUUUACAGAAAAAAAAAGCCUGAAACCAAUUAAAACCCCUAUAAGAGUACAGUAUGCAUUGGUUGUCAGACCUUGUCUGGACCACAUUUAACCUCCAAUUUGCAAACAGAUCUUACUGGAACAGGUACUUGAGGAAGAGGCCAUGAAACAGUGAGCAAUGAAGGGCAUUCAGCAUUGUGACUAAUCAAAUCUAGCACUGGUGAAGCCACAACCCAAACAUCUGAAGUUCUGACUCAUGGAGUAUGCUCUAAGGGAGGAUCUAGCAAUAUAAAGCUCUAGGGUAAACCUUUAAAAUUUAAACUUUUAAAUUAAAAAUUGGAUUGUAGAUUUCUCAGUACUCUAAAAACCUGGCUCCUGCUGACUGGUUUCAGCAGCAGUGAGCUCCCUGUCUUAAUUUCAAAAGGAGUUACUUGACUUGCCUCCUAGAGAAAAUGUAAUCCAUGGUAGUAAGGCAGGUGACCACAACCAGAGGUCACUUUGAAAAGUUUUGGAAAUUUUGACCACUUGGAAUUGCCAGAAAACAACACCAAGAGCGUAUUGUAUGAAGCUGAAAGUCAUCUGUGAUUUGGACAAAUUCUUCCUCUGGUGCAACUUGAAUGUGGAUAUCUGGACUGUGUGGGUCAAAAGAGAACCAGCACUUGGCACAAAGGCCAAGUAGUGGAUUUGUAGAAUGCACUGGGGGAUUUCAUAGCAGCCCUUAGCUUACAAACACAGCAAGGCUCUGUUUGGAGAGCUCUCCCAAAACAUGCAUUAUCUCAUAGGGAUGUGGCCCAGUAUUCAAGGUAGAUGCUGUAUUUGAGUAAUGCUAAAAACCUUUACAUGUUUUUUGCCAUUAUAAUGCAAUUUUCUUGUGCAAAUACUACUUCACUGCUUUGGUGUUUUGAAAAGUAUGUAAAAUGGUGCUUUGUAGAGGCAGUGGUGUGGUGGGUUGACUCUGGCUGGAGACCAGGUGCCCACCAAAGCUGCUCCAUCACUCCUCUCUUCACUGGACAGGAGAGAGAAAAUAUAAAAAAAAAACAGGGUGAGAUUGAUCACUAAUUACAGAUUUGGCUUGGGGCAAAUUUAAAUUAUUACUAAUCAAAUCAGAGUAGUAUAAUGAGAAAUAAAACCAAAUCUUAAAAAUACUUUCCUCCCAUCCCUCCCUUCUUCCCAGGCUUACCUUUACUCCUGAUCUUCACUAUCUUCAUCCCACAAUGGUGCAGGGGGACAGAGAAUGUAUCAGUUCAUCAGUCUCUGCCACUUCUUCCUCCUCAUGGUGAGGAUUCCUCACACUCCUGCCCUGCUCCAUUAUGGGGCCCUUCUUA
Pipra filicauda (Wire-tailed manakin) is the source of this 3920-nucleotide messenger RNA. RefSeq names its product lysophosphatidic acid receptor 3 (gene LPAR3). The transcript has 4 exons. Gene Ontology annotation, cellular component: membrane. The coding region runs from base 591 to 1676 and encodes 361 amino acids. The record is from RefSeq and is a predicted model, not a curated record. Gene Ontology annotation, biological process: G protein-coupled receptor signaling pathway. Gene Ontology annotation, molecular function: lysophosphatidic acid receptor activity. Lineage: Eukaryota; Metazoa; Chordata; Aves; Passeriformes; Pipridae.